CGGUCGACUGCGGAAUCUCCGCAGCAGUCGUCGAUGGGACCUUACUCAGGCACCCGUCGCAGCUUUCUGUACUUGUUUCACUUUGCAUGCGGGUCGGACACUGCUAGCUGGCUAGCAUGCGCAACUACCUGCCGGCCAACUAUGGCAACCUGUACUUCCAAAGGAAAAGAGCACUGCGCGUCGCCGCCUUUACGGGUGCGCUGCUUACUCUGUUCCUCCUCCUUAGACACACGCUAGUCGAUGUCGAUGAUAUCGGGCUGUCCGAGCUGGCUCUAUCUGCACAGCUCAUCGAAUUCUCUCAAUACCUCCCCUUCAAAGCGGCACGGCUUCCUCUUCCUUCGCCACCCAGAACACCAUUACGACCGGUCCGCGAGCUGUCAGACUCGUGCCUCGAGGCUCAUUUUGCCCGCGGCGAGCUCUGCCACGCAGAGCAGAUUCAACCUGUCGACAUACUGUGGACAUGGGUGAAUGGUUCUGAUGUGCUCUUGGACGAGGCGAAGAGCUCUGCGCAGAGCCAUUACAGCCCAAACGAUCCGUACAGACCUGCGAAGGCGACCAGUCAGGCGCGGAUGUAUCGUGAUCAUGACGAGCUCCGGUACUCCAUGCGGUCUGUUCUCACCAAUUUCAAAGGUCAUGCGAGCCGUUUUCGCCUCCUGACGUCCGACUUUCCCAUGCCCGAUUGGUUGACAGAUAAGCUGGAAGUACACGAUCCGAAAUCGUGGAGGCUGGGCCAGAUGCCACAAUGGCUGGAUUUGAGCAGGGGAACAGCGUCAAACAAGUGGGAAGAAGGCGGCGUUGAGCUCUCUAUUAUUCAUCAUGCAGAAGUCUUCCGUCCGUACGUUGGCACGAGCUUUAACAGGAAUGAUGAUACGUUCAUGGUGAACGAACUAUCUCCCGUCAGCUUUUACACUUCAUCAUACGGCAUUGUGAUACACAUGCAACCGGAUCUCCUCGUCAAACCAGCACGAGUCACUGACCGAACGAUAGGCGAAUGGCGGAGUCUCAGUGAGACCAACUAUCUGCUAAGCCAACGUUUUGGUGCCCGCUACCGCCCCUACGUCGCGCACGAGCCCAAAACCGCCUCCCGCGCACUCCUGCAAGAGAUGGCGGUGGUGUGGCCCGAGUCGUUCGCAAAGACCGCCACGCACACAUUUCGCGAGACCGAGCGCGGCGACGGGGACGUCUAUGCGCUCUUCAUGCACGCGCACUUUGUCGUCGAGCGCGCAAGAGAGGCGCUGCUGUGGGCCUGGGUCGUCGCGCGCGUGGGCGGCGUCGACGGCAGCUGGGGCGAAAAGGAGGCGACACAGGCGUGGGCGGAACUCGGUGGCGUGCUGGGUGAGAACGAACUGGAGGUUCAGAGUGGGUUCCGAGAUACAAUGGUGAAGGAGCGUGUCGCGAAGGUGCUAGAGGAAAGCGGCUUCAAGCCGCAAAGUCUGACUUCGUAUGCUUUCUCAUCGCUGGAUGGAUAUCCGUACUCGGGCCUGGGCACCAGAGGACAACAACACUGGCCGACAUUCACACCCGGCACGGACGAGAAAGGACUACCCUCGUGCAGUAUCUCAUUUGACGAAUGCUUCUCGCCCAACGCUAGUAAUCGCGCCAGCGAUAUCUUCAAAGGUAUCGCUUUCGAUAAGUUGCAAUGUGGUGACUGCGUCAUAAAGGCACUUGUUCGUGCCAGUGGCAGUCAGGGCCUCUCUGCGUUCCUGCCUCUCCCAGAGUUAGUCAUGCCUCCGGUCGCCGCGCCAGCAGCUGGCACACAUCGAACAGAUGAGGAGCCUCAUCUGCCGCUGGUUCACGAUUGGCACGAUGGUGACUUCUCUUUGCGUGCUGUCGUAGGCACCACACACAACGUCAAUGUGCGACAGUGGAUCUUGCAACUGAUGCAGCGUUACCGAUACGUAAUCAGAGACACACCGUCAGCCUUUGAACGGCUUACAAGUCCCGGACAGGUAUCCUCUAUGCUGAGAAGAAUUGAGCGUAACCCAAAUGUCGCUCUGCUUUGUCUGAAUGACGAUGUCAUGAAAGAGAGCUGGAACAACCAGGUCACAGACGUUCUCAAAACCUGGUUCGACAGUCACUGGGGACAACCCGCCACAUGGGAGCAGCAAUAUUAGCAUUUCACAUUUGUACACUAGCAUUCAUUGCACGUUCUCGGUUUCCGUCUGUUUGGUUGACUUAUUUAUCUGCGGCGUGCUGGCAGUGAUUCUUUGCAAAUAGCGAAUGUUAUGCAGAGACCUGAGCAUGGCCACUAUCCUCCCGCCACCGCCGCAACCACCUAUACUCGAUCCCAUGUUUUUGCAGCUCCUCCUCGAUCUUCGCCAAUGUCACAGCCAACCAUGCCUUCUCCCUGUCUUCGUCUGUGACACGCACCGGCGGUAGCGCCUGAGAACGCGGAUCGGUGUUUGCCAACAGCGCCUGCAAAUGGGGGACCAUCUCACGUGCGAUCACCAGCGACUCUGCUUGAAGCAUGCCAAG
Laetiporus sulphureus 93-53 is the source of this 2475-nucleotide messenger RNA. RefSeq lists its product as uncharacterized. The coding region runs from base 117 to 2114 and encodes 665 amino acids. Gene Ontology annotation, molecular function: UDP-N-acetylglucosamine-lysosomal-enzyme N-acetylglucosaminephosphotransferase activity. The record is from RefSeq and is a predicted model, not a curated record. Gene Ontology annotation, cellular component: Golgi apparatus. NCBI's taxonomy places the organism in Eukaryota, Fungi, Basidiomycota, Agaricomycetes, Polyporales, Laetiporaceae. Gene Ontology annotation, biological process: carbohydrate phosphorylation; N-glycan processing to lysosome. The transcript has 14 exons.